AUGGCGGACGACUUGUCUCCAGUUUACGGCCCCUUCUUCGGAGUGAUGGGCAGCGCGUCUGCGAUGGUGUUCUCGGCGUUGGGCGCGGCCUACGGGACGGCGAAGUCGGGCACCGGUAUCGCCGCCAUGUCUGUCAUGCGACCAGAACUCAUCAUGAAGUCCAUCAUCCCUGUGGUUAUGGCGGGUAUUAUCGCGAUCUACGGUCUGGUUGUGGCGGCACUCAUAGCCAACAAGAUAGACGAGGGCGGCCCCGGAGGCUAUAAGCUGUACCACGGGUUCCUCCACUUGGGCGCCGGCCUGUCGGUGGGUCUGUCGGGUCUGGCGGCCGGCUUUGCCAUAGGGAUCGUAGGGGACGCCGGUGUGCGCGGGACUGCACAACAGCCGCGACUCUUCGUCGGCAUGAUUUUGAUCCUCAUCUUCGCCGAAGUGUUGGGUCUCUACGGACUGAUCGUCGCUCUCGUCUUAUCGACAAAAACCGGUUAA
Molecule: messenger RNA, 483 nt
Organism: Oppiella nova
Lineage: Eukaryota; Metazoa; Arthropoda; Arachnida; Sarcoptiformes; Oppiidae
Source: the annotation of a GenBank genome assembly